Messenger RNA from Cygnus olor (mute swan), 3414 nucleotides. It is a transcript of the gene ORC5, whose product is annotated as origin recognition complex subunit 5. The record is from RefSeq and is a predicted model, not a curated record. Lineage: Eukaryota; Metazoa; Chordata; Aves; Anseriformes; Anatidae. Gene Ontology annotation, cellular component: nuclear origin of replication recognition complex; nucleus. Gene Ontology annotation, biological process: DNA replication initiation; DNA replication. The coding region runs from base 453 to 1796 and encodes 447 amino acids. Gene Ontology annotation, molecular function: DNA replication origin binding. The transcript has 15 exons.
AUGCGCCGGCGGCGCGGCGCGCAUGGGCGGGAGGCGACGGCGGGAGCUGGCGGGCGGCGGGGCGGGCUGAGGAGAGGGGGCCGUGGGGAGGCGGCGUGAGGUGAGGGGCUCCUGCCGCCGGUCCGAGCCCAGCUCGCCCUCAGCUAGGGCUUCGCUGCGAGGCGGUAUCCCCCCAGGGGGAACGCGAAGCUUGAGGGGAAGCCGGGCGCUGCGAGCCUCCUCGCGGCUUUCUCCUUUUUUUCCGCGUUAAAGCGCCGGGAGCCGUGCCGGGCGUCGGUGGUCCAGCAUCGGGGAGCUGAGGGGCGUCCUCCCGAAGCGUCGGAUCCAGCCGAGACGCCUGGCUUGUGCCUGAGGUGUGCUGCUUGUGCCUGCCGGGGAAAUUGCUUGAUUUCUUGUCUCCACACCUCAAGAGGGACGUGCAUGUUUAGGUGGCUAACUGCAGGAGCAUCAAAAUGCCUAAUCUCGAACAUUCAGCGUAUCCAGCAGCUACACUGCUUCGCUUGGAAAGUUUGGUGCCUUGUCGAGAAUCCCAAGUGUCCAUGUUGCUGUCCAUAUUUGGAGAGCGUCAGCAGUUUAGUUUUCCAUCCAUCUUUAUCUACGGACAUACAUCCAGUGGGAAGACCUAUGUGAUGCAAACUCUUCUAAACACAUUACAGCUUCCUCAUGUGUUUGUGAACUGCGUGGAACACUUUACUUCACGGCUUCUCUUAGAAGAAAUUCUCAUCCAGUUGCAAAACCGUUCUUCUGAAACAAAACAGGCUGCUCAUGUGCCUUGUGAUACUUUCAAUGACUUCGUACGUCUGUUUAAGCAAGCCGUUGUGAGUCAAGAUCUUCAAGAUCAAACAAUAUAUGUUGUACUGGAUCGAGCAGAGCAGCUGAGGGAAAUGGAGGCAAACAUCUUGCCAGCAUUUCUUAGGCUUCAAGAAUUGACUGACAGAAAUGUGACAGUUGUCUUGCUCAGUGAAAUAGUAUGGGAACUGUUCCGUCCCAAUACUGGAUGCUUCGAGCCAUUCACCUUGUAUUUUCCUGAUUACAGCAUAGGACACCUGCAGAAGAUCUUGUGUCAGAAUCAUCCCCCAGAAUAUUCUGCGGAUUUCUAUGCUGCAUAUAUCAAUAUUUUGCUUGGUGUCUUCUACAUGGUCUGUAGGGACCUGAAAGAACUUCAGCAUCUGGCAGCACUAAAUUUUUCAAAAUACUGUGAACCAGUGGUCAGAGGAGAAGCAAACGAACGUGAUACCCGCAAACUCUGGAAAAAUAUUGAACCUCAUUUGAAGAAGGCAAUGCAGACAGUUUACCUCCGGGAAAUAUCCAGCUCACAGUGGGAACGCUUACAGCACGAUGAAGGAGAAGCCGGGCAGUUGAAAGGACUUUCUGCACAUGCCCAUGUGGAACUUCCUUAUUACUCCAAAUUUCUUCUAAUCGCUGCUUACCUUGCCUCCUACAAUCCUGUUAGGACAGAUAAGAGGUUCUUUCUUAAGCAUCAUGGGAAAAUUAAGAAGACCAACUUUAUGAAGAAACACGAAAAGACCAGCAAUCACCUCCUUGGACCAAAGCCAUUUCCUCUGGACAGAUUGUUAGCAAUAUUGUACAGUAUCGUGGACAACAGAGUUGCUCCAACCGCAAAUAUAUUUUCCCAGAUCACCUCUCUUGUGACUCUCCAGCUGCUGUCCAUGGUUGGCAAUAACGACCAGCUUGAUGGACCCCGAUACAAAUGCACUGUAUCACUGGACUUCAUCAGAGCUAUUGCCCGGACCGUGAACUUCGACAUAAUAAAGUACUUGUACGAUUUCUUGUGAAAACAAGCUUCACAGCCAUAUGGACACUGUGACAAUGACUAAGGCAAGCUGUGUUCAUCUCUCUACUUAGCUGGCCAGAAAGAAGAGUAUUUUGGCUCUUUUGGAUUUGUCCAAACAGGUGCUGGCCCAGCAUGGAAUCUGAUGAAAGUACUCUGAUUGGUCUGGGUAGAUCUGAUCAGAGGACUAUUUACCAGGGACCCUGGAGUAUUUGGAAGCAAUGUGUUAAUUAUAAACAGCAGGGUUUGAGCACAAUCUGUUCUACUCUUAAUGAUGUUAUCUUAACACUGAAAUUGCCUGAAACCCAUUUACUUAGGACUGCAUUUUGCUCUAUGAACUCUCCCCAGUGCUUUGAACAUGGCAGCAGCCCUUGUUUGUAUGCCCAGUCUUUUCACUUCCUCUCCACAGGAAUCUUUGCAAUUGCCUGCCAAAGCAGCUUUUCCUGAGGCCACCAUUUUAGGAGAGUGGAGUAGCAAAAUAUAAUAAAUAUAAGAACAUCUUUAAAAUCAAGCUGGUAUAAAUCCUUCUUUCUGUUCAGUCAUAUGUAUGCAGAUUGUUACACUGUUAUAUGGAGAUCAUGAUAGGAAACUCCUAAUUAAUCGUCAUACUGUACUUUUUUUGGAUCAUUCAUAAAUGUUAACUGUGAAUCUAUUUUUAUGACACUUUCUUUUAAAAAAAAUUCUUGAUUCCUGAAAUUCUAACUUGAUGUUGAACUUGAAAAGCUUUUUAUUUCAAUGUUUUUAUUCCUUUCAAGCUCAUCCGUUUCUGUUGAGUGCAAAUUAUAAUGCUGUUUUGAAUGAACGUGAUUUCAGAUAUGCACGGUGUGAUAUUUUUGUGACAGUAUCUGUCCUGUAGAGAAGUAUGGCACAGCUGCCUUUUCCAUCAGAAAGGGGGAGAUUCAACAGGUGACAGAGUAUUCCUGCAGCAGUUGCCCAAAUGGGGCAGAAUAGUUUUUGUAGCAUAGAGCUUUGACUUUGGAAAUGUAUAUUGGAAUGUACUGCAACUGUAUUUGUCUCCAGUUUACAACCAGAGGAGUCCCAACCGCUGCUACCUUUGCAGGGUAUUGAAAUCACCUUGUGCACUAAAGGAUUGUCUUCACAAAUUGGAAGUUUUGUCACUCUUGAAAACUCGGGGUCCCACAGCCUGUUACUCAGAUGAUUUAUUUCCGAAUGCUGCCCUUUGUUUGACAGUACAAGAAAGUGCUAUAUCAUAUGUUGACCGUUAGGGAUUUUUAAAAUGAAAAAUACACCUCUGAUACUGGAGGUGGUCAAAUACUCUGAAUAUGUGUAGCUCCUUUAUUUUCUCCAAAUUGUGUUUGUGUAUCCAGGCUUCUGCUUCUGGAUUCAGACCCAAAUGAAUAAGUUCCAGGUGAGUCUAAGUGACAAAAGCAUCUUUCUGGCCAAGCUGUCGUUUCCCUUUUCGGUAGACUCUGAAAGGGCAGAAAUGAGUCAUCUCCGUGAUCCCUUUUCCUUCUGACCGCUGUGCUACAUCAAACCAUGCACCUGUCCAUGAGGUGGCAACAUUUGUCGCGCUUGCUAAAAUACUUGGAUGCAAAUACGUGACCUGUUUCAAAAUGUUUAUUGCUUACUUUUGUUUUUUACUAAUAAAAAUGUACAGAAGG